UCUCUCUUUUGAUUUUUUUACAUCGCAGACGAUAUUUUACUUUUCACCCUUGUAUAUUCAACAACUUACCUUUUUUCAUGACAUCCUCCAGGAAUCGAGGGAAUCCAAUAAUCAACUAGAUAAUUGGACAAAUUUUGUAAAAACUCAUUUUCCUCUGGACCCAACUGUAAAAAGUAAACUGUUAUUCAUCGACCUUUGACUGUAUCGGAGUGAUACUUUUAUAUCUUGAUAUUUGAUCUGCUACUAAACGGAUAUUAAUCCAUCUGGUUAAACCAUUCCUUCAUCGAUCAACUUUCACCAUUUCUAUUAACUUUUAUUUAAUUUAAUCAGCCAAAGUUGACUUGUUUAAUUGUUCAAUUGGAAUUAUCUAAUCAUCUAAAGUCUUAUCGUCAUACACUUUUGUUGUUCCGUCUAGGAAGUUUCAAUUUUAUCUUGUUAAGGAGACUUUUUUGAUUGUUUUUUUGUGAGUGUUCAUCUCUUUUAUUCUAGGGUCAUCUGCAUCAUGGCCCUUACUCCAAGAAUUAAAUCAGCUAUCUUCUUCACCUCUGGAUUUAUUUUAUUUACUGUUUCAGCUAUAGUUUAUACCAUUUAUAAUCACAAAACUCAUUAUCAGUAUGGUGUUCUUAUUGAUUCAGGUAAUCCAAAUAUAACAAUCAGUUUAUAUCGCUGGCCUGUUGAUCGUUACAACAAAACUGGCCUCGCUGAAUUAGCAGAAACAUGCAUUUCAAAUGAUUUAACCGAGUAUUUGGCUAACUCUAGUGAUUUAUCACCAGUAUUUCAACCCUGUCUCUCACGUGUGAUUGGGUCAUUGGAUAAUGAUGAACCAACAUCAACAUCUUCUGCUAGUCAAUUAUUUUUCACCGUUUCAGGACCAUUAUUCUUACUCAACAUGACAUCACACCAAGAAGUGUCGUCUUUGGUUGAUUCAGUCUCAGCCUAUUUAUCCAACAAUACCAAAUUGAAUGUUCAACCAGUUACCUUCAUUGGCGAUGAAAACGGUGCAAUUUAUCCAUGGAUUGCAGUCAACUCUCUUGAAGCUCGAACCCAUUCAGAGUCAAUCGGAUCACCUAAACAUUCUGGAGUAAUUGAAAUAUCAUACACCGAGUCAUCUAUAUCGCUUGAAGUAAAAAAUAAAUCGCUAAUUCCUUCAGAACAAGUUAAUUCUUUGGUUGAUAUCAGCUUGUUUGGUAAAAACCAUUCACUGUAUGGCAAGAAAUAUUCCUGCUUUGGUAGUGAUAAAGGUCGUCUUCGAUAUAUUACCGAGUUGAUUGUGGAUUCUCGUGAAUCAACACUCGGUGAUCCAUGUCUUCCAAUCGGUGUUAAUCAAACAAUCAACACACAGGAUUUAAUACAAAUGCGAGAUCCAUGUUUGCACACUUCUAAAUCAAUGGAGUUGAACAAGGAAUACACUUUGAUGGGUAAAGGUGAUGGACAAACCUGCUCAAAAAUGAUCUCAGAUUUGCUUGAUAAAUCAAAAUGUGAAGAUAAUCCUGCCACUUGCUACAAAUCACCUUCCAUUGCUCCAGAUGAUGUUGUAUACACUGCAGUAGCUGACUUGCUUUACCCCGUAACUGUCCUCAAAUUACCAGCCAACCAUUCAAUUGACGAGAACGAUUACUUCAAUCAAUCCAUCUCUUUGUGCGGAAUGUCUCGAGAUGAUUUACUAAUUACAUCAGGCGGUAAACUUGCUCCAACCUCUCUGUGUUUCCAAUUGCUCUACAAUUAUCACAUAAUCCAGGAUGUUUUUGGUUUAAAGGGUAAUUGGUCCAAAAUUGUGUUUGAUCCCAGUUUGAGAGGAGACAGUACAAUCAAUUGGUCAACCGGAUUUAUGAUUAACGCAACCUCAUCAAUACCCAAUUUAACGGCCCCUAAACACUGGAUAAGUACAAUCUGUUGUAUUGUAUUAAUAACAAUCGCCGCAGCUUACUUGGUUUGUGGCUUCUACUUCCUAAUUGCUUCAUUGAGAGCUCAAAGAGUACCUAACAAGGAAAUUUAUCAACCAAUUCAACAGCAACCUCAACCAUAAUUAUAAUUAACUAUUAAGAAUUUUUUCUCAGUGUUUUUGUGCAUUUAUUUUCCACAGAGCGUUUCUUUACCAAUUGUGUAUCAAAACAAAAAGAGUACGAUGUCUAAUGUCAAUAUAUUAAGCAAGAGAACAAGAAAAGUGACAAUACAAAGUUAUCAUAACUAUCAAAUUUAAUUACAAUCUGUUCAUCAAUCUUUUUUUUCAAUUCCGUCUCAUCUUCACAAUGUAAUAACAAAAAAAAGAUCAAUUUUUGCUUUAAUAAUUUCUAUCUCCAUAUUUUUGGUAAUUAAAAGAGAUUCAUAUUUUCAAAUGUA
This is a messenger RNA of Tetranychus urticae (two-spotted spider mite), 2340 nucleotides long. Its product is annotated as ectonucleoside triphosphate diphosphohydrolase 3. Gene Ontology annotation, cellular component: plasma membrane. Gene Ontology annotation, biological process: nucleoside diphosphate catabolic process. Gene Ontology annotation, molecular function: ribonucleoside triphosphate phosphatase activity; GDP phosphatase activity; UDP phosphatase activity. The record is from RefSeq and is a predicted model, not a curated record. Lineage: Eukaryota; Metazoa; Arthropoda; Arachnida; Trombidiformes; Tetranychidae.